This is a messenger RNA of Gadus morhua (Atlantic cod), 2037 nucleotides long. RefSeq names its product shisa family member 9b (gene shisa9b). Gene Ontology annotation, cellular component: postsynaptic membrane; postsynaptic density; dendritic spine membrane. Lineage: Eukaryota; Metazoa; Chordata; Actinopteri; Gadiformes; Gadidae. Bases 316 to 1521 code for a protein of 401 amino acids. The record is from RefSeq and is a predicted model, not a curated record. The transcript has 4 exons. Gene Ontology annotation, biological process: regulation of AMPA receptor activity; regulation of short-term neuronal synaptic plasticity.
UUGGCUCUCCCUCAAUAACUGGGGUCUCCACUGUCUACCACUCUCCCUGAGCAGCUCUGUAACAUCCUCAUUGCCUAGAGUGAAGCAGCCAAACCCCCAAUCAGCAAGGAAGUCAGUGAUGGUUUCAUUAAAAGUAUUUCGCCAAUUAUCUAUUUCGCGUCUUUUAUUAGGAGCGCGCGCAGAAGUUCGGGGAACCUUUACGCUAUUUCUCACUGAUGGCCGUGUUUCAACUCUCUAGAUUGCUUCAUCUUCGUCCUCAACGUUUUUCAUCUGCUCUAAUUCAGAUCCAAGAGAAGAGAUAGGCGAGGAUACACCAUGAGGGGAACGGAAUUGCUAUUUGGUUACUUUCUGGUGAAAGUUUUCGUGUGCGACGCCGAAGGCGAGCCCGGCGGACAGACCCUCGACGGACUGAUCAUGGAGUCGGAGUUUAACGACUCGAAGGAGGAUGAAAACGAGAUGACCGAGAGCCCACACACGGAAGAUAAGUGUCUCGGUUAUUACGAUGUCAUGGGCCAGUGGGACCCGCCGUUUGUGUGCAUGACGGGGAGCUACCUGUACUGCUGCGGGACCUGUGGCUUUAGGUUCUGCUGUGCGUUCAAGAGCUCAAGACUGGACCAAAGUACUUGCAAAAACUAUGACACCCCUCCAUGGAUGAUGACUGGCAGACCCCCGCCAAAGAAAGCUGACCCGGCGGUGACACAGGAUAGUUCAAAGGAUAAAACUAAUUUGAUUGUGUACAUCAUAUGUGGGCUCGUUGCUAUAUUGGCGCUCGCUGGGAUUUUCACAAGGCUUGCUAUAGAGAAGACCCGUCGACCACCGAGAGAUCAUAUGCAAAGGGUCCUGGCCCAGGUCAUCCGCCACCCGGCCCCAGCCGACCCCAGUGAUGUUAUGGGCCUUUACGGCCAGCACUAUGAGAACUUAGCAACAAGAACCACGGUGAACCACCUCCAGUUUAACAACGUGGAGCCAGGGUCGGCGCUGCUGGCCCAUCCCUACCCAGCGCUGGGGCAGAGGGCCGGCCCCUAUGAGGAGGAGCGGCCUGGCUCCGACAUGAGCUCGUACGCCACCCUGAAGGCUGUGGCGGAGAAGAGCAACGAGAGCCAUUACACCAAUCGGCACCUGUUGGAGAGGGCCACCAAGGGCAACCUCCCCAUGGAGCCGGUGGACAUGGAGGAACCAGAACCCAGUAACCCCUACAGCCCCCUCAAACGCUCCUCCACCACCAGCACGUCCGCCCCGACCGGACACAAGGGCCGGAGCUCCAAGACCCACAGCUCCUGCUCCUCCCUCGGAGCCCACUACGGUACCACCACCACCACCACCAGCAGCAACGUCAGCAGUCCGUCCACUGCCCACCCAGACGUGCUGAAGGGCUGGGAUGGGAGGCACUCCGGACACCGGUACGCCCACGCCCAAAAGAAACACUCGCACAGCGCGGAGAAGGAGCUGCUCAACAUGCGCUACAACAUGCCCCCGCAGCCCUACUUUGUCACCAACAGCAAGACCGAAGUGACCGUCUAAAAGGAUUUGGUUCUUUGUCCGCUUGGCAACGCAGAGGGUAGUGGGGCUGUUUUUUGGCGGUAAAACACGGCGAGGGAAGAACGUCGGAUGGCCUUUUGGGAAGGCUUUGAACAUUUUUGACUUGGAGACAUUGUCGCUAUGGAGCCGAAGAGAAUGGCCGCCGAUUGACACAGACGUUUGCUUUGCUGGAUGCGAAGAUUUAGAAACUGGUGCAUAGAACCACACUCCUCAAUGGUCUACUUAACGCCGCAAUUCUGUUUGUGUAACCCAACCAAUAAUCACUCAACCAAACUUCCUUAAAUAAAAUAAACUUUUAUUCGAGUGGGGUGAAUGCUCAAGCCAAGGAUGACUUUGUUUUAUCUCAAGUAAAUAGGUAGACAUAUUAUAGAGCACAAGUAAAGUGUAAUGUUACUGGUUUAUCAAGAGAUUCUCAUAUUUACACUAUAUUGUGUUGUUUAUAAUAAAUAACCAUAUUUGUAUUGUUAUUCAAAAUUAAUAAAACUUCCAGAUUGAGAA